AUGGUACGCCACGGGAAAGUCGGCAAUGGGGACAAGCCAUAUCAGCUUCAUCUCUUGGUCAUAGGCGCCGGUCUCGCCGGCCUUUCAGCAGCAAUAACCGCAAGCCUUGAAGGCCACCGCGUCAGCGUGCUCGAGAAAGUAUCGCAACUUCAGGAGGUAGGUGCCGGUCUUCAAGUGACGCCAAACGCGACGCGCCUGUUGAAACGCUGGGGUCUUUUCGAGGAGCUACGCAAACGUGCCGCUGCGCCGUCAUCCUUGACUGUUCGCCGGUACGACGGUAGUGUUGUGCUCGCGCAUGAGGACAACUUUCAAGAGAAGAUGCAGGAGAAGUACGAUGCGCCCUUCUGGGAUCUCCACAGAGCGGACUUGCAGACAGCUCUCGUGGGCCGAGCAAUCGAGCUUGGAGUUGAGAUCCGACUCGAUUCCGAGGUGAUUGAUUUCGACUUACCCGCAGCGACGGUGAUGUUAAAAGGGGGGAAUUGGAGCGUCUUCAUGCAGAAAAAAAUACUCCCGAGCCCGACCGGCGAUCUCGCCUGGCGUAUCAUCCUCAACCUGGAAGACCUAAAAGACCCGGAGCUCGUUGAGUGGGUGUCGAAGCCGACGGUCAAUUUCUGGAUUGGGCCCUACGCUCACGCGGUAGGCUACUCGCUCAAGGACGGGAAGCAAUUCAAUCUCGUCCUGCUCUCGCCCGAUGAUCUUGAGAAAGACUUGAGCAGAGCGGAGGGCAACCUUGAUGAGAUGAAAAAAUUAUUUACAGCGUGGGACCCAAUCUUGAUGAAGUUCCUUAAUUGCGUGCAAAGUGUGGACAAGUGGAAAUUGAUGCACUGUCCCACGCUCGAAAAGUGGAGCAAUGAGAAGGGGAAUUUUGUCAUGGCCGGCGACGCCUGCCACCCGAUGCUUCCCUACCUUGCCCAGGGCGCCAACUCUUCCCUCGAGGACGGCGCCGUACUCGGGCGCCUCCUUGGCCACGUCGGACACCCCGCCGGUGUUCCUCACGCCAUUAAGCUCUACGAAAACCUGCGGAAGGAGAGAAGCCGCACCAUUGCGCUUGAGACGUUCAAGCAGCGCGAGGCUUUUCACUUGCCUGACGGCGAGGCGCAGCGACAUCGCGACGCCGCUUUCGCCUCCGCCAUAAUCAGCGGGCCCACGCCCGCCUUCAGUAGCCGUUGGACCUGUCCAACCUUUCAGCCCUGGCUUUAUGGCUAUGAUGCGUAUGCUGAGGCCGACCGAGCAUUUAAGAUGACGAAGCAGUAA
Molecule: messenger RNA, 1254 nt
Organism: Penicillium chermesinum
Lineage: Eukaryota; Fungi; Ascomycota; Eurotiomycetes; Eurotiales; Aspergillaceae
Product: FAD binding domain protein
Exons: 7
Coding region: 1-1254 (417 amino acids)
Biological process (GO): secondary metabolite biosynthetic process
Molecular function (GO): monooxygenase activity; FAD binding
Source: RefSeq, a predicted model, not a curated record